Anopheles arabiensis is the source of this 1600-nucleotide messenger RNA. RefSeq lists its product as uncharacterized. The transcript is spliced from 2 exons. Gene Ontology annotation, molecular function: nucleic acid binding; zinc ion binding. Bases 160 to 795 code for a protein of 211 amino acids. NCBI's taxonomy places the organism in Eukaryota, Metazoa, Arthropoda, Insecta, Diptera, Culicidae. The record is from RefSeq and is a predicted model, not a curated record.
GAAGGUUGGUGUCUGUACGAAUGGUUGGAAUGUGCUUUUGGCGUACAUGUUAUGCGACAAAUUGGAUUCUAACACUCGAAAGGAAUGGGAAACUCAUCAUCGAAGUAGUGAAGUAGCAGAUUAUGAGGAUUUGGUGAAUUUUCUGCGACAGCACCAGCUAUGGUCCUACAAGCUUUGCCCAGUGCAAAGGAAACUGCCCCUCACGCACACACUAACCACGGUCGACAAAAAUGGAAGCAAGCGUGUGCAACCGUAAACGUAAUAGAAAAGAAAUGUACAUUCUGCAACCGAGAGAACCAUUCCGCCUUUAAGUGUGACACCUUUCGAAACCUGCCUGUAAAUCAACGGUACGACAAAGUGAAAGAGAAAGGACUUUGCAUAAAUUGCUUGGCACCAGACCAUCGCGUACGAGAAUGCACCUCCUGCACGUGUCGUGUGUGUAAGCUGAAGCAUCACACUAUGUUACAUCGGACGCCGAUUGAAUCAUCGUCUACAGUUGCCGCGAGUGUUCCAGAGAGUACGGUGACAACAUCAACGAGAGCGACAUCUUUCAUCGAACCGAACAAUACGGUGAUGCUGACCCCGACCGCGAACCAACUGGUGCCUACAACAUCUAUAUUGUUGCCAACUGUCCUGCUAACUGUCGUCGCAUCGAAUGGCAACAAAAUGAUCGCACGCGCAUUACUGGAUGGAGGAGCGCAAGUGAAUCUCAUCACCGAACGUUUAGUGCAAGGUUUACGAGCACAAAGGCUACGAGAUCAUCUCGCAAUUGGAGCAGUUGCACGUGCUACCUGAGAUCAUGUGGAACCUUCCGUCAGUUAAGGUUGAUCAGCAACAAUGGGAACUACCACCGAACGUUAAGCUAGCUGACCCAACCUGUGCAGAGAUUGGCGCAAUCGAUAUGCUUCUCGGAAGGGAGGUGUAUAAUGAAAUAUUGUUGAACGGAUUAGUUAGGCUACGAUCGGGAGAAAAUAAUUUGUUACUGCAAGAGAAUUUAUUUGGAUGGGUAGUGUCGGGAAAAUCUAUGAUAUGCAGAAGUUUAAAUCAAAGAAGUCUGGUUAACGUAGUGUGCAUCGAUGAAUCGUUAGAUGAGAGGCUAAAGCAGUUUUGGGAGAUAGAAGCGUGCCAGUCAGGGAAUAUGUUUUCGCCUGAAGAAUCGAAAUGCGAAGCGAUAUUUGAAAGCACUACAAAACGGGGAAUCGAUGGUAAAUUCAUAGUAGCAUUGCCGAAAGAUAUGGAAAGGAUUAGGAGAAUAGGAUCUCUUACGAAAUAGCAAAAUGUCGACUCCACUUGCUGAAUCAUCGUCUAAGCGCCAACCCUGAGUUGAAACAACAGUAUCAGGAAUUUUUAGAUGAAUAUUUAGAACUCAAUCACAUGGAAGGGAUUAGUUCAAGCUCUUAAGUCAUAAACGAACCCACGUAUUACAUGCCACACCAUUGCAUUAUUCGUCCGGACAGCCUUACGACCAAACUGAGGGUUGUUUUUGAUGCCUCUUGUGCAACUGAGUCUGGAGUUUCACUAAGGCCCGUGUCUGUGCUCCAUCGGAUGCGAUUUUAUCGGAAGGCCUGUCAAAAUUUUAUAUGGAAUUUGACAGAUAACG